Coniosporium apollinis CBS 100218 is the source of this 1368-nucleotide messenger RNA. RefSeq lists its product as uncharacterized. Gene Ontology annotation, biological process: iron-sulfur cluster assembly. Lineage: Eukaryota; Fungi; Ascomycota; Dothideomycetes. The transcript has a single exon. The record is from RefSeq and is a predicted model, not a curated record. Bases 1 to 1368 code for a protein of 455 amino acids. Gene Ontology annotation, cellular component: cytosolic [4Fe-4S] assembly targeting complex. Gene Ontology annotation, molecular function: protein binding.
AUGUCCACAAGCGCCCCUCCACCGCGCGAGCUCACACCCCUCGCAACCCUCCAUCCCCCCAGCACAAGCCGCACAUGGAUGACGUCCCCGCACCCGCAGCUCCCCAUGGUCGCGACCGCCUGUUCGGAUAAGACCGUCCGCAUCUACUCCCUCACCUCCUUCACACUGCUCUCCGUCGUCUCCGGCGGCCACAAGCGCUCGAUCCGCAGCGUGGCCUGGAAACCCGGCACGCGAGGAGAGUCUGUGCUCGCGACGGGAAGCUUCGACGCGUCGGCGGGGAUAUGGCGGAAGUACGAGAGGAACGCCGGGGCCGAGGGAGGGGUGGUGCGAGACGAAGAGGAUUAUACUGAUGGGAAGGGAGAGGAUGGGGAAGAUGGCGAUGCAGAUGGCGAUGAAGACUACACCUUCAGUGUCCUGCUCGACGGCCACGAGUCGGAGAUCAAAUCCCUCGCCUUCUCGCCCGGAGGAAACCUCCUCGCGACCUGCAGCCGCGACAAGAGCGUCUGGAUCUGGGAGGAGCUGGAAGACGACAACUUUGAGACGGUGGCUGUGCUCCAGGAGCAUGAGGGGGAUGUCAAGUGCGUGGCUUGGCACCCUAAUGAGGAGCUGCUCGCCAGCGCCAGCUAUGAUGACACGGUGAGGCUGUGGCGCGAGGAUCUGGAUGAUUGGGGACAGUGCGCGCUGCUUAGUGGGCAUGGGGGCACGGUGUGGUGGGUCGAGUUUGAGGGGGCGGAUAUGUUGGGGGCGGGCGGGAUGUUCGCGGGAGAAGGGCUGAGGGAGGGGCAGAGGGCGUUGUUGGAGGAGAGAGAGAGGGCGGGGCCGAGGCUGGUGUCUUGUUCAGAUGAUUUGACUAUUAGGAUCUGGAGAAGGAUACCGAAGGCGAGGGGUGAGAGUUCUAGGGGACCGAAUGGUGUCCCGAGCAUAUUGCGCACUAGCAGCAUUGAGGAGGAGUGGGUGGAGGAAUCGCAGCUGCCGAAAGCGCAUGGAAGAGCGAUUUACACGGCCGCGUGGAGUAAGAAGACAGGGCUUAUUGCGAGCACAGGCAGCGAUGGCAAGAUCGUGGUCUAUCAGGAACGCUGGAAAAGUGGUACAUCAGACACGGGGGGCCCGUCCGCAACGAGCGAAGUCAACGGAGAAGCCAUGGAUACGACAGACGGGACACCACUUACACCGGAGGAGAGCUGGAAAGACAAACCGCUGACCGAAUGGGUUGUCGUAGCCGAGAUCGAAGGGGCACAUGGUGUCUUUGAAGUCAACCACGUGUGCUGGGCUCGGAGGUGUGACAAAGGUAAGCGGAGCAGUGGAGAAGAGGUUAUCGUCAGCACCGGGGAUGAUGGCGAGGUCAAGGUCUGGACGCUUAAUGGAUGA